Mandrillus leucophaeus (drill) is the source of this 3323-nucleotide messenger RNA. It is a transcript of the gene ARHGAP17, whose product is annotated as Rho GTPase activating protein 17. The transcript is spliced from 17 exons. NCBI's taxonomy places the organism in Eukaryota, Metazoa, Chordata, Mammalia, Primates, Cercopithecidae. Gene Ontology annotation, biological process: signal transduction; positive regulation of GTPase activity; regulation of Rac protein signal transduction. Gene Ontology annotation, cellular component: intracellular anatomical structure; cytosol; cytoplasm. The record is from RefSeq and is a predicted model, not a curated record. Gene Ontology annotation, molecular function: protein binding; GTPase activator activity.
UGAGAAAACAGAAGUCCUCAGUGAAGAUCUAUUACAGAUUGAGCGACGCCUGGACACGGUGCGGUCAGUAUGCCACCAUUCCCAUAAGCGCUUGGUGGCAUGUUUCCAGGGCCAGCAUGGCACCGAUGCCGAGAAGAGACACAAAAAACUGCCUCUGACAGCUCUCGCUCAGAAUAUGCAAGAAGCAUCAACUCAGCUGGAAGACUCUCUCCUGGGGAAGAUGCUGGAGACGUGUGGAGAUGCUGAGAAUCAGCUGGCUCUUGAGCUCUCCCAGCACGAAGUCUUUGUUGAGAAGGAGAUCGUGGACCCUCUGUACGGCAUAGCCGAGGUGGAGAUUCCCAACAUCCAGAAACAGAGGAAACAGCUUGCAAAAUUGGUGUUAGACUGGGAUUCCGUCAGAGCCAGGUGGAACCAAGCUCACAAAUCCUCAGGAACCAACUUUCAGGGGCUUCCAUCAAAAAUAGAUACUCUAAAGGAAGAGAUGGAUGAAGCUGGAAAUAAAGUAGAACAGUGCAAGGAUCAACUUGCAGCAGACAUGUACAACUUUAUGGCCAAAGAAGGGGAGUACGGCAAAUUCUUUGUUACGUUAUUAGAAGCCCAAGCAGAUUACCAUAGAAAAGCAUUAGCAGUCUUAGAAAAGACCCUCCCCGAAAUGCGAGCCCAUCAAGAUAAGUGGGCGGAAAAACCAGCCUUUGGGACUCCCCUGGAAGAACACCUGAAGAGGAGCGGGCGCGAGAUUGCGCUGCCCAUUGAAGCCUGUGUCAUGCUGCUCCUGGAGACAGGCAUGAAGGAGGAGGGCCUUUUCCGAAUCGGGGCUGGGGCCUCCAAGUUAAAGAAGCUGAAAGCUGCUUUGGACUGUUCUACUUCUCACCUGGAUGAGUUCUAUUCAGACCCCCAUGCUGUAGCAGGUGCUUUAAAAUCCUAUUUACGGGAAUUGCCUGAACCUUUGAUGACUUUUAAUCUGUAUGAAGAAUGGACACAAGUUGCAAGGGAGGAGACUAUUCCAGCAGCUAUUUCAGAGGAGAAACCCUCCCCUUCUCUUUUGACCCCUAGAUAUUUGAUCAAGUUCCUUGCAAAGCUUGCUCAGACCAGCGAUGUGAAUAAAAUGACUCCCAGCAACAUUGCGAUUGUGUUAGGCCCUAACUUGUUAUGGGCCAAAAAUGAAGGAAUGAGGUCCCCGUUCCAAUGAGGGGUGUCCUAGAGCUCCCUCGCCUGCUGUGCUCCGUGUCUCAUGCACUUGUUUAUUUUUCCUCUUGCAGAGGUGGAAUUUAAUGUAUCGGAAGCAUUUGUACCUCUCACCACCCCGAAUUCUAAUCACUCUUCCCACACUGGAAACGACUCUGACUCGGGGACCCUGGAGAGGAAGCGGCCUGCUAGCAUGGCGGUGAUGGAAGGAGACUUGAUGAAGAAGGAAAGCUUUGGUGUGAAGCUUAUGGACUUCCAGGCCCACCGGCGGGGUGGCACUCUAAAUAGAAAGCACAUAUCCCCUGCUUUCCAGCCGCCACUCCCACCUACAGAUGGCAGCACCGUGGCGCCCGCUGGCCCAGAGCCCCCUCCCCAGAGCUCUAGGGCUGAAAGCAGCUCUGGGGGUGGGACUGUCCCCUCCUCUGCAGGCAUACUGGAGCAGGGGCCGAGCCCAGGUGACGGCAGUCCUCCCAAACCCAAGGAUCCUGCAUCUGCAGCUGCGCCAGCACCAGGGAGAAACAACAGUCAGAUAGCCUCUGGCCAAAACCAGGCCCAGGCAGCUGCCGGCUCCCACCAGCUCUCCCUUGGCCCACCUCACAGUGCUGCGGGGCCCAGCCCGCAUACUCUGCGCCGAGCCGUUAAGAAACCUGCUCCAGCACCCCCGAAACCAGGCAACCCACCUCCUGGCCACCCCGGGGGCCAGAGUUCUUCAGGAACAUCUCAGCAUCCACCCAGUCUGUCACCAAAGCCACCCACCCGAAGCCCCUCUCCUCCCACUCAGCACACGGGCCAGCCUCCAGGCCAGCCCUCCGCCCCCUCCCAGCUUUCAGCACCCCGGAGGUACUCCAGCAGCCUGUCUCCAAUCCAAGCUCCCAAUCACCCGCCACCACAGCCCCCUACGCAGGCCACGCCGCUGAUGCACACCAAGCCCAAUAGCCAGGGCCCUCCCAACCCCAUGGCAUUGCCCAGUGAGCAUGGACUUGAGCAGCCAUCUCACACCCCUCCCCAAACUCCAACGCCCCCCAGUACUCCGCCCCUAGGAAAACAGAACCCCAGCCUGCCAGCUCCUCAGACCCUGACGGGGGGUAACCUUGAGACUGCACAGCCACAUGCUGGAACCUUACCGAGACCGAGACCAGUACCAAAGCCAAGGAACCGGCCCAGCGUGCCCCCACCCCCCCAUCCUCCUGGUGUCCACUCAGCUGGGGACAGCAGCCUCACCAACGCAGCACCGACAGCUUCCAAGAUAGUAACGGACUCCAAUUCCAGGGUUUCAGAACCACAUCGCAGCAUCUUUCCUGAAAUGCACUCAGACUCAGCCAGCAAAGACGUGCCUGGCCGCAUCCUGCUGGAUAUAGACAAUGAUACCGAGAGCACGGCCCUGUGAAGAAAGCCCUCCCCAGCCCUCCGCCGCUUCCACCCUGGCACGUGGAGCAGGGGCAGGCAAACCUCUUCCUCUGCAGACAGAACAGUGAAAAGCUUUCAGUGGAGGACAAAGGAGGGCCUCACUGUGCGGGACCUGGCCUUCUGCACGGCCCUAGGAGCACCUGGAGGCCGCCACGGAAGCUGAAUGACCUGUGUCUUGAAGAAGUUGGCUUUCUUCACAUGGGAAGGAAAUAAUGCCAAAAAAAAUCCAAAACAAAGAAAUACCUGGAGUGGAGAGAGUGUUCCUGCUGAAACGUGCAUAGGAAGCUUUUGCCCCUGCUGUUAACGCGGGCAGCACCUACAGCAACUUGGAAUGAGUAAGAAGCAGUGCGUUAACUAUCUAUUUCAUACAAUGCGCUCUGUAUGCGAGUGGCCUGCUCUCUGCUACCUGGACUUUCAUUCUUCUGUAUUAGGAGGGCGGCUGCUGUCCUUCAGACUUGCUGCAGAGUCAUUUUGUGUCAUAUAUCGUCUCUGUCUCCCCAGUCCCCUCAGAACCAUGCCCUUGGAUGGUGACUGCUGGCUCUGUCACCUCGUCAAACUGGAUGUGACCCGUGCCGCCUCGUUGGAUUGCCGGAAUGUAGACGGAAAUGUACUGUUCUUUUUUUUUUUUUUUUUUUAAACAAUGUAAUUGCUACUUGAUAAGGACCGAACAUUAUUCUAGUUUCAUGUUUAAUUUGAAUUAAAUAUAUUCUGUGGUUUAUAUGAAAACUUCA